GCUUCUUAACCCCAAUCUGAAACCCGGAGCGCAGGCGGGAGAGCGACGAGCGGGAGAUGGAGAUAAGGGAAAAUAGAGAAUUUCGUCCCAUAAACUUCUCCAGUUCCUGAGGGGCUUCUCGAGAAAGCGACAGAAGAGUGCGCUACCUAAUUCUGGACGAAUGGCUCAAGCUGCAAGGCUGAAUCUCAGAAUGCAGAAGGAGCUCAAGCUCUUAAUGACUGACCCACCUCCAGGGGUCUCCCUUCCUCAAAUUUCAGCUAAUGAGAACCUUUCAUCUUCCUCUUUGUCAAGCUUCGAGGCCCGGAUUGAAGGACCUGAAGGAACUGUCUACUCUAAAGGGGUUUUUACUCUCAAGAUACAAAUUCCCGAAAGAUAUCCUUUCCAACCACCAAAUGUGACUUUUGUUACACCCAUUUACCAUCCCAAUAUUGAUAAUGGAGGCCGGAUCUGCCUUGAUAUCCUCAAUUUGCCGCCUAAGGGAGCAUGGCAACCAUCCCUGAACAUUUCAACCGUUUUAACAAGUAUUGGCUUGUUACUUAGUGAGCCCAACCCAGAUGAUGGCCUCAUGGCUGAAGCUAGCAGGGAGUACAAAUACAACAGACAAGCUUUUGACCAAAAAGCCCGAUCUUGGACUGAGAAGUAUGCAGAUCCUGGAACUACUGGAAGGAUAAAUAGUUGCGGCAUCGCCAUGCCACAGAGGGAAGUUGAGAGAACAGAGAUCAUUACAGAAGAUGCAGCCAAUGAGAAUGAGGCGGGCCGGAAAAGACUCCGAUUGACAGGUGAGAAGUUGUCACUAAAAUCAAGAACAUCGGUUAAAGAGAAUCAGAAUUAUGACAAGGAGAAUGUGGCACCUUCUCGAUGGCUAUCAAUAUCGAGCUCUCAAAAUUUUCUUGUGGGUUCAUCUAGUGCUUCAUUGCCACCGCAUGCUACAACAGAUCAUAUUUGUCACAAUGCUGAGAAGGCUUUGAAUGGAAAUCACAAGCAGAUGAAGGAAAGCCCAAAGAUCAUGGAGACAAUUAUUGUUUCAGAUAGUGAAGAGAGUGAUGAUGAGGGUGGCAGACAUUCAAGAUCAAGACCGUCUCUUAAACAGAAGCAAAUAGCAGGAAAGUGGAGAGGUUAACAGGAAAAAUAUAAAUUAGGUCCAUGAUUUUCCACUGGGAUGGGCUGUCUUAAUGGUGGAUGAUUGCUCAUUUCCUCCAAAUACCAAGUUGCACAUUUACAAAGUCUGGGAUUUUUCAUUCUGUUCAGUCUUGUUACUAUAUGUUGUUUGCUAAAGAUAAGUGAUCUCAGUGUUAAAGGUUUGAGACUAGCCAUGGACUUUACAGACGUGAUGUGGAUCAGAAAAUUCUUGUAUUCUGGAGUUGUUGACAAGGUGCCUUGUUAUACAGUCCUAAAUGAUUCAUAUCAUGUCCCUUAGCUAGGAGUUUUUUUAUCAUGUAUCAUUUUGCACAAAUUUAUAAAAUGUCAUGUACUUAAACAUUUGCCAACGGAAGUAUCUUGGGAUUUUUAGAAUUACCAUAAA
Elaeis guineensis (African oil palm) is the source of this 1522-nucleotide messenger RNA. RefSeq lists its product as uncharacterized. The record is from RefSeq and is a predicted model, not a curated record. Lineage: Eukaryota; Viridiplantae; Streptophyta; Magnoliopsida; Arecales; Arecaceae.